Messenger RNA from Macrosiphum euphorbiae (potato aphid), 1422 nucleotides. The record is from the annotation of a GenBank genome assembly. Lineage: Eukaryota; Metazoa; Arthropoda; Insecta; Hemiptera; Aphididae.
AUGGAAAGUUCUAUUCCAAUUGAAAUACAUGCUCAAAAACUAAGCGAAUGGCUAACAAGCAGAAAACACUGUAAAAAAGAUUGGCAUUCACACAUACAACCCAUAAGACAGAAAAUCAAUGUAGCUAUACAAGAUAUGCCUGAAAACAAUGAGAUUGUACAAUUGUUGUCUGGGGCAUAUAUCAAUUAUUUCUAUUGUAAACGUAUAAUUGAAAUAUUAAGAGAAACCGAAGCAGAUACAAAAAAUUUGUUUGGCUCAUAUGGAUCGCAAAGGAUGAAGGAUUGGUUAGAAAUCGAAAGGCUGUAUUUAAAAGACAAUGUUUACCUAGCUGAAGCUUGUGAUCUUCUUGUACAAAACAUCAAGUAUCAUAUACCCUCGGUCAAGAAGCAAAUAGCCAAAUUACAGUCUGGACAAACUGAUUGUGAUAAAAAGAUUGAAGAUUACACUAAAUCUAUUCAAACAUGUAAAAAAGAUUUGGAAACAAUGCGAAAACAGUUCUCCAUAGUUGGUGACGAUAACAGUUUUAAGCGCACACUUAUAGGACGGUUAUGUGAACUUCAAAAAGUUUAUGAUGAUGUUAUGGAACAUAUAAAAAAUUUAAAGAAAGCCAAUACAUAUUUUUCUUUAUUUGUAGUAAAUAUUCUAGGUUCAGACAUUAAUUUAUCGAUGCUUCAAUAUAUUUUGAACAAUGGCAAUACUACCUAUUACGAAUAUCUUUAUGGGGAAAAACCAAGUAAAAUAGAAGAGUCUGUACUAACAAUUGAAGAAGAUAUUAAAGACAACACUGCCGAUGAAGAAAUUGAUUGGGGUGACUUGGAGAACCCAUCUGAAGACAUUGAUUAUGGUAUUUCUCUGGAAGAAAGUGGAAUAGAAGUUGAAAAUCUACAAACUGAUGGUAGUAUUGCCAGAGGCAAUGAGGCUUUGACUUUAUUAGAUAAUUUUCAGACAAGAAAUGAAUUUAUGAAUGAUAUUUUAGAAUUAGAAUCAUUUUUAAGUAUGCGAUUGCUUGAAUUAUCAAAUGAAACAAAUUCUGCAUUGUCAGUCCAUUCCGAUGAAGAAAUCAAUGAAUCUAAACCUGAGAUAGCGUCCAUGUUGGAUAUUAUAAAAGUAAUCAAACAAAAGCUUAAUGAUCCAGUUGUCCAACAUUUACAGCAAAUUAAACAUUCACCAAGAUAUCUAAAUAAACUGGAGUCGAUGUUUCUUCAAAAAGUCAGCAAUAUUGAGAAAAUGAUUAAUUCUCAAAUAGCAGUUACUAAUAAAAAAAAGGAGUUAGCUGAAGAAUAUAAUCAACUGGUUCCAAAAUUGAAGUUAAUACAACAAAAAAACAAGCAACUUAUAACUGAAAUUGAAUUUGAUGUAUCAAAGAAAUAUAAAAACCGUCCAGUGUACAUAAUCGGAACAUCAAUAUUUGGAUCUUCAUAA